This is a messenger RNA of Fraxinus pennsylvanica, 1674 nucleotides long. Lineage: Eukaryota; Viridiplantae; Streptophyta; Magnoliopsida; Lamiales; Oleaceae. The record is from the annotation of a GenBank genome assembly.
AUGGUGCGCAGCUUAAAAAACCCUAAAAAAUCCAAACGCAAAAACAAGGUAUCAAAAAAUGGUGAAGGGUCGUCGGCAGAUGCCAUGCCAUCAGUGCCAGCAAAGGUAUGGCAACCGGGUGUGGACACGUUGGAGGAAGGAGAGGAGCUGCAGUGUGACCCUUCUGCCUACAAUUCUCUCCAUGCCUUUCACAUUGGCUGGCCCUGCUUGAGCUUUGAUGUACUACGCGAUUCACUCGGGUUGGUGCGGACUGAGUUUCCCUAUACUGUGUACUGUGUUGCAGGAACACAAGCAGAGAAAGCUUCGUGGAACUCCAUUGGAAUAUUUAAAGUAUCAAACAUUUCAGGAAAGAGGCGUGACUUAGUGCCAAAAAAGGCAAAUACUGAAGGUUCUGACAUGGAGAGCGAUAGUAGUGACAGCCACGAUGAAGAAGAAGAGGAGGAUGGCGUAUCUGGGACACCUGUUCUGCAACUUCGCAAAGUUUUCCAUGAAGGAUGUGUUAACAGAAUACGUGCAAUGCCACAAAACCCCAAUAUAUGUGCUUCUUGGGCAGACACCGGUCAUGUUCAGGUAUGGGACUUCAGUUCGCAUUUAAAUGCUUUGGCAGAAUCAGAUACUGAAGUUAGCCAUGGAGGAUCAGCUCUGUCAAAUCAACCUCCUCUGGUUAAGUAUGGCGGGCAUAAGGAUGAAGGCUAUGCUAUAGACUGGAGUCCUCUUGUUGCUGGAAGGCUUUUGUCUGGGGACUGCAAGAAUAAUAUUCAUUUAUGGGAGCCAGCAUCUGGUUCAACUUGGAAUAUAGAUAGUAAUCCCUUUGUUGGACAUACUGCUAGUGUUGAAGAUUUACAGUGGAGCCCUACAGAACCUUAUGUGUUUGCCUCGUGCUCUGUGGAUGGAAGUAUUGCAAUAUGGGAUAGCCGUUUGGGGAAGUCUCCUGCUGCUUCUAUGAAGGCACAUAAAGCAGAUGUAAAUGUCAUAACAUGGAACAGGCUUGCAAGUUGUAUGCUGGCAUCUGGUAGUGAUGAUGGGACAUUUUCCAUCCGAGAUCUAAGAUUGCUCAAGGAAGGAGAUGCUGUAGUGGCACAUUUUGAAUACCAUAAGCAUCCCAUUACAUCCAUUGAGUGGAGUCCACACGAAGCCUCCACCUUGGCAGUAUCUUCAGCGGACAAUCAACUAACAAUAUGGGACCUUUCUCUAGAGAGGGAUGAGGAAGAAGAGACUGAAUUUAAAGCCAAAACAAAAGAGCAAGUGAAUGCCCCUACAGAUUUGCCUCCACAACUUCUCUUUGUUCAUCAGGGUCAAAAGGACUUGAAAGAACUCCAUUGGCAUUCACAAAUACCAGGAAUGAUCAUAUCAACAGCCGCAGAUGGUUUUAACGUAUUAAUGCCUUCAAACAUUGAAACUGCACUUCCUGCAAAUGAAGACGAAGCACUGCGACGUUGCCCUUACAGCGGCGUUUUUGAUGUUGAUGAUGGAGGUGACCGAAUCGGUUGUGCAGUGCCACGCUUGGAGCGGUGGUCGCUCAGCCGUGCGCGACGCUGCAGUCCUUUUGUCUUUCUAGGUGGUGUUGUGACAGAGGCGACAGAGGUCGUAGGUUUUGUUGGCGAUGGUGGGUGGGCUUUGUUGUGGUGGGGCAACGACGGUGGUGAGUUUCCUUUUUCGUUGGCGGUGGUGUAA